AUGCAUAAACUGAAGACAAGAUGGAUAGGACAGGAAAAGGAGAUGCCAGUGGUUAAUUCCCAUCUUGUCAUGAAAGCUCUACCUGAGCCUGCCACUGAGCCUGCUGAUGCAUUGGAUGGCAUUGCACAGGGUCAUCAAUGCAAUGAUCCCAUUGUUGUCACAGAGGCUGACCCACCCAUGGAAGCAGCAUAUGACAGGGAUGGUUUAAUACACCACCCUUACUUGGAUGCCAUUAACCUUGUGGUGGAUCCUCAGCUGAAGGCACUGUGCCGCCUGCUAUGUCAAGUUGCUUUGAUUCAAAAUGAAGCACUGGCACAUCUGCAUAACCAGCACAAGGGCUUACAGGUUGACAAGGAGCAGUUCCAACAAGUGGUUGCACAGUUGGAUGUGGCAGAUGACUUCCCUGAGCCCUACUUUACUCAGGUCAUCUCCCCUUUCAGAGGCCUGGAGGUUUUGACAGGCAUUGGUUGUGGACACUGUGCAUAUGCCACAUCCUCUUCCAAGUGCAUGCAGGUCCAUCACAGGGAACACCACAGGGAUACUGCCACCCCCAAGGACUGGACUGCUUGCAAGAUGCAGAGAUUCAGCAGGAGUGGGAAGGGAUGUGUCCUGUUCCAAGUCCAUGACACUGCUGCCCCUGCCUCCCCUGUUCCAGUUGAUGAUGCCAUUAGCCAUCUUAGACAACAGAUGGCCCAGGCAUCAACAUCCAACAUGCCACAGGAUGAAUGUGUCAUCAAGAUCCCAAGAUGUGAUGAUGAUGGCUUGUUCCCUGGACUCAAGGCAGCAGUGAGGCAGUACUUCAAUGAAGCACUCAACCUCCUCACCAUCACUGAUGAAUUGGUCCUGCAACAAUUGAACUUGCCAGCACCACUCAAAGAAGGCAUCAGCAACACUCCCUUCCAUCACCACCAGAAUGAGGACACAAUGGACACUUACACUGCACCAGUCAUUGCAUUGCUAUAUAUGCUGGGGCGAGUGCAGCAGGAGAAUACAUACAGCCUACUCUUGCCUGACAACCUCAUUGAAAAGGUCACUGCCCUGGGAACAGCCAUCAGAGAGGGAGUGGAUGUCUCUGCCAGCCUUCACCAAGUCCUGACUGAAGUAUGGAUGACCAAGUGGCCCAAGACCACUGGCAAUCCCAUGCCCUGUCCCACAGAGCAGAUGCUGGCCCUGUAUACUCUGGAGGGAGAUGGAAAGCACAAGGAGCCAGCUGCAGUGACAUACUACCUUAGCCAGGCUCACAUACUGCAUUUGCUUGAGGAGCUGAUGGAGAUGGUUGAGAAUGAUACCAUUGAUGCAUUGCAAGCAGGUCACUCCCAUGCCACUGAAAACUGGAUCUAUGGUCUCAGUCCAGAGGCACUCCCUGGUGCAGCAGAAGACAUCAUUCUCUUGUUCUUGCAGGCAAGCAUGCAAUGGCAAGUGAUCAUGCACACAGUACCUGGGGGGGUUCAAUUAGGAUACAUGUAUACUAAUCCAGGGCAGUUCCAGGAGUUGGCAAGAGCUGGGAAACUCGGCCUAGAAGCUCAGCAAGAGACCAAUGGAGGCACAGCAAAUGACACUGGGACCAUCUCAGAAGACACAAUUGCAGACAAAGUUGUUGCAAAAUUGGAAGAGAGAGUCCUUGGCAAUCUGGAAGCCCACCUCAUGGACAAGCUAGUUGCCACUCUUACCCCAGCCAUUCAGACCAUUGUGCAGGAUGUAGUGCAAGCUGCAAUGGGUAGCAGGACUCCAGACAUCCUGAUGGAGCAUCACAACCACACUCCUACCAAUGCCAAGGGCUGGGAUGAGAUGUAUUUGGAUGCAGAAGGGCCACCACCUGUACCUGAAGGUGGAGAAAACCAACUCAAACUGAACAUGAAGGACAAGGGUGGGUAA
Messenger RNA from Pisolithus orientalis, 1875 nucleotides. RefSeq lists its product as uncharacterized. Lineage: Eukaryota; Fungi; Basidiomycota; Agaricomycetes; Boletales; Pisolithaceae. The record is from RefSeq and is a predicted model, not a curated record. The transcript has 7 exons. Bases 1 to 1875 code for a protein of 624 amino acids.